UGCGUAUUUAAGCAGACAUUAUACAACACUCUAUGAUGGCUGUUUCUAUAAAAAUAACAUGAAAAAAAAAGGGUAUUAUUCUAUUUCAAAACAAUAGAGGCAUCAUCGAGAAAUAAAUUCUCUCUCUCUCUCUUUUUUUUAUUUUCUUUUCUUUUCUUUGUUAAUCAAAAAUGUCUAUUGAACCAGAAAUACCUUAUACCUUUAACGACGAUGAAGCUUCUGAUAAUGAUGAUGACUGGAGAGAUACCACUGUUCGUAUACCUUCACAAUCACAAUCGCGACAACAAACACCCACUAUCGACAUGAGCCUUCAACAUGCUCGAGCAGACACACCCGUCUCAAGUGGUUCAGUUCGUAGUUUUACAGACACGACUGUCGUACCAGAAACUGUCCAUCGAAACGCUGAUGAUUACUGGGUCUUGCCUGCCCAUUUUAACCCAAUGGAUAUCCUGGGUGGUUUCAACAAGGCACGCGCCAAAGAAAUCCAACGCGCUUCCAACUCGUACAUUGAAUACAACUCAGACUACAAUCAAAUCGAUAUCUGGGGGGACGAAAUCGCUAUCAAAAAGACAAAAGAAUACCUCGACACGAUUGCUGCUCGUGCUAACGAAAACGACACACGCUCCCUUCGCAAAACGAAGAAAUGGAGUAAGCCUGAGCGCGAAUUGACAGAGAGAGAGAAAAGACGUGCUGAACGAAAGCAAGCCAAGAUGGACGAAGAGAAAAGAUACCAAGGAUUACCUGCUGUACCUCAAAACUUCCAUGCUGUGUUUCCUUUGCCUGAUAAACGCUUGCCUUUAGUGCGCUUUAUGGGUGAUCGAGGUGAAGAAUACUUCAAUUCGAUUCGGGCUGAAUGCAAAGCGUUCCUUUGGUACGAAGAAGUAGGCAAUUUGAUCCGAAUCAAUGCAGAUACAGAGGAAUCUGUCAGGGAAGCAGGCAAGCGUGUUCGUAACUGGUAUUUGCGUUGUUGUCGUAAGCCUAUUGGAAGUACAUUGCGAUUAUUGCAACAACCUUCCAAGCAAUGGCUCUUGAGAUACCGUCGAUUACCGAGUACAUUUGUCACUUACACUUAUGCAGACCCUGAACGAGAGAAAAUGAUGUUAGAAAAGCACCGAUUAUUGGAAACAGUGGCUCAUGGUACACCAAUGUCUCUCAUCAGUCUGAGUGAUGAACGACCUCAGGAAUUGUCUGAACAAGGACGAAAAUUAAAUGCACGCAAUGAAACCUUUAUUGAACAGAGUUUGGCAGAUGGUAUCGAAAGUUUACGUUUAAAUGACUGGAUGGUCCGUAUGAAGAUUCGAUAUGGUAGUAUCUGUUUGAUGAAUUACCCCAAGAAGGAUGAUAAAUACCUAUCAAUUGAAAAAGUCAGCGACAAGAUAUUCCGUAAGCCCAUGUUCAAGUCUGCUUUAGCACCCUGUAUGAGCAAAACAAGGGAUCAUCUUCAACACUUGUUUGACUAUCUUUCCAACGGUACGGAUGCUGUUGAAUACUCUGAGAACCCACGCACUUCGUUUGUGGUUCAUGCAAAGCAGUACCCAGCAGCAGCUCCACCCCGUGUGUCUGGUCAGCGUGAAGCUUCGCGUGGUGAUAUGUGGGAUACUGUCAUGCAAGUCUCUUUUACUGAAACAGGCUCUCGACUUCUUUGGAACACUAUGACAGACUGUACAGAUUUAGUCGAUAUCAACUGUACCAACAUUGAAGGACGUUACUCUUGGGAUCUCAAGCUACAACAUGCCCGUCAAUUACCCAACAAUGACUUCGAUACACCUCAUUCUAAAUUCUGGCAAGCCCUGCGCAUUUCACCUGAUAAACGAUUGAUCAUGGCUACUUUUAGUGAUUAUGUCCCUCAUUUGGUGACUCAAAAGACAAAAUGGCUCUACAACUGGAAAGGAUAUGUGGUUGAAGUCUGUAAAGAUGAGAUAUGGGACAUGACUCAUCUUACUGCUUUUGAACCACACCGUUCUUUGUAUAAACUUGGGGUUGAUCGAUUUGCUGAAAACUUGACUUUAAAGAUUGGAGAGGCUCCUAGUUGGACAUUACGUGAUUUCCUUGGCUCCGAAGAAGAAAAUGUUCGUGCGAUCAUGAAGGCUGCAAAGGAAUUUGGUGAAAUUCUGCAUGAUAAAGUGCCUCUUUACUGGGAUAGCACUAGCAACUCGUUGGUUUAACUAAAUCUUAAAACUUGUUAAAAAACAUUGUUUCUAUUUGUUAUUGUUGUGAUGUUGUAAGAGAAAAGAUAAAAAAACAAAGAAGUCGAUUAGAACUUGUAUAGGUUUAUUCUUGUGAUGUUUUGAUAAUAGAGAGUUAUAUGAUAAGUUAAUGUAUAGACAAAGGUAGAUACUUUGAG
Molecule: messenger RNA, 2344 nt
Organism: Gilbertella persicaria
Lineage: Eukaryota; Fungi; Mucoromycota; Mucoromycetes; Mucorales; Choanephoraceae
Exons: 4
Coding region: 171-2165 (664 amino acids)
Source: RefSeq, a predicted model, not a curated record